CCACUCAGCCGGCACCGAGCGAUGGAGCGCUCUGCGGCGUGAGCCCCGGGAGCUCAGACCGGAGAAGGGCGAGCAGGGACAGCCACAGCAGGUGGAAAUCAGAUCCAGAGCCAACCGGGCGAGAAGGAAGUACCUGAGCGCGGCUUCUCCUCCACCCCUUCAGCUAACGAGAACUACUUUUACCCUCCUCGUAAAAGAGAGACUGGGGGAAGGUGAAGGCGAGCUGUGUUCUUAGGAAGGCUGCAGAGACUCCGGAGCAGGGCUAGCCGCCGCCCGGCACACCGAGCACAGCCAUCCUUGGGCUUCUGAAGAUAAACCCUUUCCGGAGCAUUCCAGCUGGAGUCGCUGGUACCGUUCUAUUUUUGUAUUUAAAUAUAUAUAUAUGCUCUUCGUCUCCCUUUUAAAAACACGGCCGUUUUGGGUAGCAGGAGUGACACGUGUCGGUACAGAGUGGGAAUAUUUACAGCUCUCUCUCUCAUUUGCUGUCACUUUCAGAGGGUAGGAGCGCUCUCUGUUUCUGAAACGGGCGUGUUAUUUGGAAACUCUGUUUUUCUACCUAUCUAUACAUUUCACACGCGCGAGCGUUUAGAAAGAGACAGCUCUUUUUAGCUUUUGGAGAUCCGAACCCUAGGGGGAAAAAAAAAAGAUGGAAAAGGGGGCUCGACAGCGAAACAACACCGCGAAGAACCACCCGGGUGAGAGCAGAUCCGACACCAGCCCGGAGGCCGAGGCUGGCUCCGGAGGGGGCGGAGUAGCCCUGAAGAAAGAGAUCGGAUUGGUCAGCGCCUGUGGUAUCAUUGUAGGGAACAUCAUCGGCUCUGGGAUCUUUGUCUCACCAAAGGGUGUGCUGGAGAACGCUGGCUCUGUGGGUCUUGCUCUCAUCGUCUGGAUCGUGACAGGUGUCAUCACAGCCGUAGGAGCCCUCUGCUACGCUGAACUGGGUGUCACCAUCCCUAAAUCUGGAGGUGAUUACUCCUACGUCAAGGACAUCUUCGGAGGACUGGCUGGGUUCCUGAGGCUGUGGAUUGCUGUGCUGGUGAUCUACCCCACCAACCAAGCUGUUAUCGCCCUCACCUUCUCCAACUAUGUGCUACAGCCGCUCUUCCCUACCUGCUUCCCCCCAGAGUCCGGCCUGCGACUCCUGGCUGCCAUCUGCUUGCUGCUGCUCACGUGGGUCAACUGCUCCAGUGUCCGAUGGGCCACCCGGGUUCAAGACAUCUUCACAGCUGGGAAGCUCCUGGCCCUGGCCCUGAUCAUCAUCAUGGGUGUUGUGCAGAUAUGCAAAGGAGAAUUCUUUUGGCUGGAGCCAAAGAAUGCAUUUGAGAAUUUCCAAGAACCCGACAUCGGCCUCGUCGCUCUGGCUUUCCUCCAGGGCUCCUUUGCCUACGGAGGCUGGAACUUCCUUAAUUACGUGACUGAGGAACUUGUGGAUCCCUACAAGAACCUUCCUAGAGCCAUCUUCAUCUCCAUCCCACUGGUCACAUUUGUGUAUGUCUUUGCCAACGUCGCGUAUGUCACUGCAAUGUCCCCCCAGGAGCUGCUGGCCUCCAAUGCAGUCGCCGUGACUUUUGGAGAGAAGCUUCUGGGGGUCAUGGCCUGGAUCAUGCCCAUUUCUGUUGCCCUGUCCACAUUCGGAGGAGUCAACGGCUCACUCUUCACCUCCUCCCGGCUGUUCUUUGCUGGAGCCAGAGAAGGCCACCUUCCCAGCGUGUUGGCCAUGAUCCACGUGAAGCGCUGCACCCCAAUCCCAGCACUGCUCUUCACAUGCCUCUCCACGCUGCUGAUGCUGGUCACCAGUGACAUGUACACACUCAUCAACUACGUGGGCUUCAUCAACUACCUCUUCUACGGGGUUACAGUUGCGGGACAGAUAGUUCUUCGCUGGAAGAAGCCUGACAUCCCCCGCCCCAUCAAGAUCAGUCUGCUGUUUCCCAUCAUCUACUUGCUGUUCUGGGCCUUCCUGCUGAUCUUCAGCCUGUGGUCAGAGCCGGUAGUGUGUGGCAUUGGCCUGGCUAUCAUGCUGACAGGGGUACCUGUCUACUUCCUGGGUGUCUACUGGCAACACAAACCCAAGUGUUUCAAUGACUUCAUUGAGUUGCUAACCCUAGUGAGUCAGAAGAUGUGUGUGGUCGUGUAUCCUCAGAUGGAGGGGGACUCAGGGACGGCGGAAGCCACUGUCGAUGACAUGGAGGAGGAACUGCAGAAGCCCAUGUUCCAGCCUACUCCUGUCAAGGACCAGGACUCAGAGGAACAGCCCUGAGGACUGCCUUCCCUUUAACUGACCACUCCCUCCCUCCUUCAUCCUUUCUGUCCUGCAUCCCUGCCUAGGUCCCCCCAACACACACACACACACACACACACACACACACACACACACACACACACACACCCCUAUACUCCCGUCAGGCAGGGGCGAGACCCAAGUGUCCAUGAUGACAAAUUCUAAACACUGACCUUUGUACCCAAAGAACCUGCUUCCAGCACCAAGACCCACAGUCAAGGUCAGUGCCCCGGGGCCUGCACACACUCCAAGGGUUCUAGGAGAGUGGAGGUGCCAUGGGUACCCUACCAAAACUCAUGCCCUUUUAGGUGCCUCUAAGAAACCCGGUUCACCCCUGCUUCCCUUCCUUGCUCUGAGCCCAGGUGAAACUUCAGCUAGGAAGGAGGUAGCAGCCACGGGAAGGUGGUUGGGCAAGGCAAAGCAAACACAAGUGUCCCCACUCACUGUCAGCUGGAGAUGACGCUCAAAUGCCUCCUCAUUCCCCGGGGACCCAGAAGACAGAGGGUUCACUCCACCCUGUACCGCUACCACUCCACUGCCCAGAAACUUCCCCUUCAGGAUGCCUCCUCCCCACUGAGCUAAGGACCAAGAAGGAGGACCACCCCACCCCCUAGCUCUAAGCCAAGCCUGUGGAAUACAUAGGGGAGGGCUCAGACCUCAGAAGCCCAGCAGCUACCCCUGCUCCUGCUCCUGCCUCCUGUCCCCUCGUGGUGCCAAAGCUCCCUGCAGCCAGAAAGGCUUCUUAUGUUCAGUCUAAUAGACACCUCUCUCUCUCUUAAGGGCAAAGCAACUCAGCUACUCCCCCUACCCCUAUGUGAAAGAGCUUAAAGAGAGAGCGGUGGCCCUCUUGUCAUCCCAGCAGCUCUUCCCACCCACAACACUGCCAGCCACCAUCACCCAUUAAUCCCCUGGACCUUGGCUCAAGAACGAGGCAAGAAGGAUCCCCAAGCCCUUCAGGCCUGAAAUUAAGAGUCAAACCAGCCUUAAGUCAUCUCCCAUCCAAGAAAUGGGCCUAAAAAUGCUCCCUUGUUCUACCCUUCAGGUCAGACCUGGUGUUAAAUGCCUUCCCCGGAAGGAAGGGUGUCCCCCACCUCCCGCCCCAGAGGUGCUCAGCCCUCACCCUGGGGAGACCAUGUUGAGGAGGGGGGGGGCGGUUCUGAAGGCUAGUUUCUCUCCCCUCCCCCGACUCAAAUGAUCCCAACACCAUCCUGCCAUCCCAUUGAGACAAGAUGGAAGGACAGUGGCAGAUGGCACUCCCUUUGGAGACCUCAGAAAAGCCCCUUCCAUGAGAGCUGCUGACCUGUGCUCUACAGGAAGGUCACAGUGUCUGCCUUGUCCUGAAAGCCUCCACACCUGCUCUGCUAAGGACAGGAUCCUUAGGUCACAAAGCAGAACCCCAACCCCCAUUCCAUCUACUUAAACUGGAAUACCCCUGGGCCUUUUCCUGGCCCCUGUCAGGUCUCCUAACUUCCCACCUACCUCACCUAACCCCUAACAGGUGAGAGGCUGGGUUUGGGCUGAAUUAUGGCCCUUCAGAGUGCGUCCAGGCAGGCUGUGAGGCCUCUGGGGGACCAGGGACCAUCCCUCUACCCUGUCUUCUCAUUCCUCUGGCCUCUACCUACGCCCUCCUUGGAUUAUUAUCUUUUUUUUUUAAAGUGGUUGCCUUACUUUUUGGAUAAAUAUUUUUGAAGCUGGCAUUUCUAUUUCUUUUGGAUUUUUUUAAUGUAUGGUGGUUUCGGGGGCAGAGCUAGACCCUUAAUAAUCUGUCACUGAGUUCAUUUAAGUUUUAUUGGUUUGUUUUGUGGAGUGUUUUCUUUUCAAGUAAUAAAAUU
Messenger RNA from Peromyscus eremicus (cactus mouse), 4113 nucleotides. RefSeq names its product solute carrier family 7 member 8 (gene Slc7a8). Gene Ontology annotation, biological process: amino acid transmembrane transport; neutral amino acid transport. Lineage: Eukaryota; Metazoa; Chordata; Mammalia; Rodentia; Cricetidae. Gene Ontology annotation, cellular component: membrane. Gene Ontology annotation, molecular function: L-amino acid transmembrane transporter activity; neutral L-amino acid transmembrane transporter activity. Bases 647 to 2260 code for a protein of 537 amino acids. The record is from RefSeq and is a predicted model, not a curated record. The transcript is spliced from 11 exons.